AUGGCGGAUGACAAGAGCAAAGAGGUGAAAGGCCUUAGCGAAAUUCGAACAUUAAAUGCUGGCCACGAGGGCCCUGUCAGAGGAGUACGUUUUAACUGUGAUGGAAACUAUUGCAUUACGUGUGGAAGUGACAAGACACUAAGGCUGUGCAAUCCACACAAAGGAACUUUGUUGAAGACGUACAUGGGACAUGGGUACGAAGUCUUAGAUGCGGUUGCAGCCUACGAAAACGACAAGAUUGCAUCAUGUGGGGCUGACAAGAUGGUUAUUUUAUGGGAUGUUUCUACUGGAAAAAGUAUUAGAAAGUUUAGAGGUCACCAAAGUAGAGUUAAUUGUGUCAAGGCAAAUCAACCAGAUUUUUCAGUACUUAUAUCUGGUUCAUAUGAUGCAACAAUUAGAUGCUGGGACACAAGAUCAAGAAGUCAAGACCCCUUGCAGACAUUAGAUGAAGCAAAAGAUAGUGUUUCUUCUGUUCAAGUAUUUGAACAUUCACUUCUUUCUGGAUCUGUAGAUGGUUUUGUGAGGGAAUAUGAUAUGCGUCUUGGUAAAAUGACAGAGGAUUGUAUGGGGGAUCCUGUUACAAAUGUUUCCUUUACCAAUGAUGGCCAGUGUAUUCUCUCUGCUUCAUUGAAUAGUACAGUGCAUCUUAUAGACCGCUUCUCAGGAGAACUAUUAAACAGUUUUAAAGGGCAUCAAAAUUCAAAAUACAAAAUUGACUGUUGUCUUUCACAUGAUGACAAGUAUGUUAUAUGUGGUUCUGAGGAAGGAUCAAUUUACAUAUGGGACUUAAUUGAGGCUAAUGUUGUUCAGAAAAUAGAAAAUGGACACAGUAGUGUUGUAUAUUCACUGUCAGUACAUCCUAACAAAAUGUGUGUAUUAUCAGCUGGAAGUGAAGCUGUGAAGCUAUGGGAUAACAAAGAUGAAUACAAAGACCUGCUUCAGACUAGUAAUUUACAAUAAUGCCUUUGAGAUUCAUAAUCAGAUAAAAGAAAAAUGUUAUAUUAUAAUGUAAAUACUAAAUAAACGAUGAUAGCUCAUUUUAAUAUUUUAUAUAAUCAGAACAUUGAGUAUCAACGAAUACUUAUUUAUUAUACUUUGUUAAGAACUUGAAA
Rhopilema esculentum is the source of this 1112-nucleotide messenger RNA. Lineage: Eukaryota; Metazoa; Cnidaria; Scyphozoa; Rhizostomeae; Rhizostomatidae. The record is from RefSeq and is a predicted model, not a curated record.